CAUGGUGCAGUUGGGUAGAGCCGAGCAGGCGCCGACUUUCAAAAAAACAUGGCGGAACCUUGUUUGGUGCUAAAAACGACUCUAGAUCCCGAAGUCUCCGAAAAUCAAUCCGCCGCAAACAGCGAAGACAGCAGGGUGAAGCGGCGACUGUCUUUUCCCUCCGAAAAAGAAAUUAGUUCACGAGAAGAACCGAGUUUAACGUACUUAGACCUGAGUUUACAAUGUCUUUCUGACGAUUCAAACUCUCCUCAACCGACUGACGAGAAGCUGUCAGCGACGGUCCCAAACGGAACCGAUGUCUCUUCUGAACAGCGCGAAGAGGACAAAGAAAACACAGAAAUUCAUCAAGAAGAGCAACAGGAAGAGGAGGAGGCCACUUCCUGUCAGGAGUCUGCCAGUGAACGCCACUCAAACACGCAGGACAGGGAUGCUGAGGUGGUGAGGAGAGCAAAGGAAGAAGGCUGCGUGAGCGUGAUCUUCCCCGGCCCCGUGACCCAAGAUGGCAGCUACCGUUUUGUCAGCGAGAUCCUCAAAUGCGUUCUCUACCAGCGGCAGCAGCUCCCCAUGACGUACGAGCAGCUCGUGUUCUCCCAGAAGCGGCAGCAGCAGCGAGACGUGGAGGAUAAAGAUGUGGUGAGACCAAGGAAGGUCCACUCCGCAGACGUGGAUUACAAGUGUCAGCAGACCCUUCAGGAGCUGGAGGAGGUGCUCCACCAGCUGGAAGUGCUGUUCUCCCUCAGCAGAGUCCCGCGCGUCUUACUGAUGAUGGGCGGUUCCCUCGUCCUGCCGAAGGAGCUCUACGAGAUCAACAUGGAGGACCUGCUGCUGGUCGGCGGGGAGCAGGGUCUGCGAGCGUCCUCCUGCCUGAGGCUCCUCUUCCGCACGCUCUUCGUCGCCGACCUCCUGUCCGACUCCAGACCCGUUCGCUUGAUGCCCACCACCGUUUUAGCCCUGGCUCACAGGGAUUGCGGCGUGGACUGGUUUCGCCCCAAAUUACAAUUCAAGAUUCCCACCCGGGUCAAAAACCAGAUCAUCGCUUUGGCCACAGAUCCCAACGUCUGUGAGAAGCAGAGGGAAAAGGCCGACUGGCAGGAUUAUGUUUGGUUCCAGGCACCUGUGACUAUUAAGGGCUUCAGCAACUAACACUAAAAGGGAUUUGGAUCAUCAGAAUGUGUGUCUGUGUGGAAUAUAAACGAGUGGAUGUUUAUUUUAGUAAAAUGGUUGUUUUUUUUCGCAUUAAGAUCAUGACAUUCAUGUGCAUGUGUGUUGAUUAUUAUUUUUACCUUUGGCAUACAAAAGAAUGUUUUGUCUUUGUGUGGGGAACAGAAUAUGCAGGUAUUUCCAGAAAACACCAGACAUCGCCGCUUGUGCAAUACAUUUUAAUGAACAAGACUUGAACGGUUUGACAAAAGUCGUUGCUUUUGUUAUUCAUAUCUCGGGACACAGUUAACAUCCGUUAUUCACUGAAAAUGAUUUUUAACUAGCAUCAAGGAGAGCGAACCAGGUGCAGAGAAGAUUAAAGCAUAUUUGUGUGAAGAAUGAUGAAUUACAAUUAAAACCAAAAGCAUCAUGA
This is a messenger RNA of Oryzias latipes (Japanese medaka), 1573 nucleotides long. RefSeq names its product MAD2L1 binding protein (gene mad2l1bp). The record is from RefSeq and is a predicted model, not a curated record. Gene Ontology annotation, biological process: regulation of exit from mitosis. Lineage: Eukaryota; Metazoa; Chordata; Actinopteri; Beloniformes; Adrianichthyidae. Gene Ontology annotation, cellular component: nucleus.